Molecule: messenger RNA, 492 nt
Organism: Diplodia corticola
Lineage: Eukaryota; Fungi; Ascomycota; Dothideomycetes; Botryosphaeriales; Botryosphaeriaceae
Product: gpi anchored cell wall protein
Exons: 2
Coding region: 1-492 (163 amino acids)
Source: RefSeq, a predicted model, not a curated record
AUGUUCUCUGCCAAGUUCCUCACCUUCCUCGUCGUCGCCCUCCUGGGCUUCGUCAACAUCGCUGCUGCUGCCACCCCGCCAGCUUGCCUGAUCAGCAUCAUCGGCUCGGAGCCCAACCCCAACGACGUCGCCACCAUCUGCAAGAAGGACAGCAUCCAGUCCGACAUCGCUUCCAACUGUGGCUCCGAGAAGGCCGAUGCCAUGACCGCCUACUCGUCCGUCUGCAAGGCAGCCGGUGUCACCGUUUCUACCUCUGCCUCUGCCUCGGCCUCGGCCUCUGCUACCAAGUCUGGUUCCUCCAGCGCCUCCGCUACCGGCUCCGUCACCACCCCCGGCUCUUCCGUCAGCACCCCCGGCGCCUCCUCCGGCUCCAGCAGCGGCUCCUCUUCCACCACCACCCCGGCCCCCACCAACGACGCCCCCAACAAGAUCCAGAACGUCGGCUUCAUGGCCCUCGGCGCCUUCGCUAUCGGCGCCAUCGCCCUUCUGUAA